AGCAGCAAUUAGAUUAUGGACAAUAAAAAAUACGUGUCGAAUAUCGUCAGUCUUGGAUUAUUGCUGUACCAGAAAGGACCUACUAUGAGUUUUUCUCAUCUGCUAUUAUUAGCUAUAUUUGCAGCUCUGUAUAUUAAUACGAGCUCUACUGAAGGGAAUCUCGAGGAAAGUAUAAUCAACCCAACGCCCGACAUGUUGCUGACCCAGGUUAGGAAGACCAAAAACGGUUGGUUUUGCGCCGGAGUGUACUGCCCCAAGAAGAACACAGCGUCCUGCAAGACGACUAGUAUCCUGAAACCAACUGAGAAGAUUGAGCAUGAUCUGGUUGUUUUAUGCCUGAAUGCCACAAAUUACCCCUUUUGCGGAAUAACUCGGAGCUCAAGGGUAGUAGUUCAGGAGAUAGUGGAAUUGGGCGAUGAUGGAAAUAUGGAGUAUGUUUCGAAAGAAAGAAUUACCACACGAGAGGGAAUCUCUAUUCCAUACUGUCCAAUAAAGAGCAAAACCGUUAUUGGUUAAUUUCAAACUUUUA
Molecule: messenger RNA, 529 nt
Organism: Drosophila serrata
Lineage: Eukaryota; Metazoa; Arthropoda; Insecta; Diptera; Drosophilidae
Gene: Sfp78E
Product: Seminal fluid protein 78E
Source: RefSeq, a predicted model, not a curated record